UCACUGCUGUGCGACUGCUGCAGCACCGCGCAUGCGCACGAGAGAGCGCACAGGAAGUGAGGGAGGGUCGCUGUUUUUGUGUGAUGGCGGAUUGUUAUGCGGGAUGAUUUUACUGUAACCCUUAUUUGAAAUGCGUGAACUCGCGGUGACAUUGAGACAACAGAAUUAUGAGAGUGUCCGAGUCCGCUUUGGAUUUUGAAGUCUGAGGCUUUGCUGUGUUUUAUUAAUGAGGACCCGACUGUGAAGCGUCCCAGAAAAACUGUUUCUAAUGCAGCUAGACAUCCGAGCGAAACUGAAAGGGUUUAAAUACACCUUGAAAGAAAACAUCCUGUUUCCGGUCUCAGUCUGAAAGAAAAGUAUUCACAAUCGUUUAUUAGUGGUUCGGAAUUGGAGGAGGUGAAGAUGGAUGUUUUUAAAGACAAGCUCUCCGCGGUCAUUGAGCAAGCAUUGAAAGCUGCCGUGGACACGGUGAUCAGUGAAAUCACACAGCUGGUCGGUAACGAAUUCGCGGAUCUGUCUGAAAGAGUGAAAGAAAUGAAACAGCUGAGGCGUCGAUUGGAAACAUCCGAGCGGGAGCUGAAACAGCUGCGCGGGUAUUUCAAAACCGCAGAUAAGAACAGCGGUGUCACACAGCCUGGAGUGAGCUGCCUUGAGCGCGACUUCCAGUCACACAGUCCGGGAGGAGACGAUCCCGAGAAGGAAAGCGGCGAUGUUACCGGAGUGAACGCUUCACUCUUCAAUGAAGCACAGAGCGGGUCCCAGCGUCUGUGCACCAGUCAAGCAGCUCCGUCGAUAAAGGACUGGCCCCUGGUUUUAUUAAUCACACCAGAGAUCGUCACUGAAGAUAACAACCAGGAGUUACUGAUCUCUGACCAGAGUGUUGACACGUGGAUCCGAAGUAUUGUGGACAGAGCGGGAAUAGAGAAAGAGGCUCAAGAGGAAACUGUUCAUGAGAACGUAGCUUUACAGGCUCCAGAGCAGCACCUUCACCAGGAAUACUGUGCAGUUCAGAGUGAGGCUCCGCAGGGAUCUGUUCAGAGUGAGGCUCCCCAGGGAUCUGUUCAGAGUGAGGCUCCCCAGGGAUCUGUUCAGAGUGAGGCUCCCCAGGGAUCUGUUCAGAGUGAGGCUCCCCAAGGAUCUGUUCAGAGUGAGGCUCCCCAGGGAUCUGUUCAGAGUGCUGAAGAGGUCCCGCUGCAGGGCCGCAGCCACGCUGAAGAGCAAGUCACUGAAGUGGAGUCUGUGUUCAUUAUUGAAGGUGUCCGGGAAUCACCAGCUGCCCACAUUAAAGAAGAGCUCCCUGAACUGGAAUCUGUCAGUAAUUCCAAAGAUGUACCUGACAUGGAGUCGCUUCAAAUGAAAGAGGAAAUCACUGAAGAGCACAAUAAUAAUGAGGAGGAUGAUAAUGAUGGAUCCAUCCAAUGUAAAGAAGAGGCGCAGGCUGCUAAAGAACUCAGUGCUGGUGCUCACAAUGAAAGCACUGCACUUGGUGAAGUCAGACCAGAAGGUCCUGUCCACGGUAAUGGGCAGGUCUCUAAUGACAGGAGCACAGAUGAUACAGAGAAAGAGAAAGAGAGCAGCUCCGUGGAGAACCUGGGCAACAAGGACUGUGAAGAAAGAGGAGCGAUCACCACAACCAGCGUGACCUCUUGUGAAGUGGCUGAUAAACGAAAGCCUGAUUCCAAUCCAGUGCUUCCCUGCAAAACCUCUCCUCAUGAAAAGAAGCUGAAGAAGAGCAGAACUAAGACUGAGAGACAAGAGAGUGUGAAAUCCCGUCCAGAGAGGAAGAAGAGGCUCCCGUCCCCACAGCCUGGACCUGGAGCUUCAGGGAGUGCGGACAGUUCUGAACAGGCUUUGCAUCUCUGUGCUACAUGUGGGAAGGGCUUCAGCAGGAAACAGUACCUCACCUGUCACCAGCGCAGCCAUUCACGCGCAACUCCCCAUCGCUGCACCAUCUGUGGCGACCACUUCAAACAGCUGUGCCACCUGAAAACACACCAGCGAUUGCACCAGAACAAGAACUCCUUCCGCUGUAAUGAAUUCAACAAGAGUUUCAUUGAACUGGGCAAACUCAAAACACACCAGAAAAUCCACAAAGGAGGCUCUCCCCACCACUGUAAAGAAUGUGGGAAGAGCUUUGCACUUUUAAACUUCCUGAAGAGACACAAAUGUAUUCGUGGCACGGAGAGCCCUUUCCGCUGCAGUGAAUGUGGGAAGUGUUUCGCCAACAGAAUUACCCUUGGAAGACAUGCUCAAGUUCACACAGGAGAGAAACCCUAUCAUUGUAACGAAUGUGGGAAGACUUUAAUGGACAUAGGAGGACUUAAAAAACACCAGCGAGUUCACACAGGAGUAACACCCUACCUCUGUACUGCGUGUGGGAAGAGCUUCUCUCAGAUCGGGAGCCUGAAAGUACACCACAGGACCCACACCGGAGAGAAGCCCUUUUACUGUAACACCUGCGGGAAGUCUUUUAAAGAGACAAACACUCUUCUCAAGCACCAGAAACUGCACACAAAGUAA
Messenger RNA from Acipenser ruthenus (sterlet), 2520 nucleotides. RefSeq names its product zinc finger and SCAN domain-containing protein 12-like. The record is from RefSeq and is a predicted model, not a curated record. The transcript has 3 exons. The coding region runs from base 403 to 2520 and encodes 705 amino acids. NCBI's taxonomy places the organism in Eukaryota, Metazoa, Chordata, Actinopteri, Acipenseriformes, Acipenseridae.